AUGGGAGGAUCAAGAUCGUGUCCGUUUCAUCGUUGUUUUGAGAAUUGGAUCAACCAACAAGAGAAAGAUUUAGACGAGUUAAAUCAAGUAGCAAAAGAAGAUAGAAGAAAUGAUGAGAAACUACAAACCAUUGCUGAAAAAAACAUAAAACAGUUUCAAGAGUAUCAUGAGAGGAGAAUUCUAUUAGUCAAAGAAGAUCCAGCUUCAUCAUUCUCACCAACAUGGACAACACCAUUUGAAAACUCGUUCCUAUGGAUUGCUGGUUGUAGGCCAACUCUAGCCAUUCAACUCGUUUAUACACUAUGUGGGACUGAGUUAGAAGCUCAUUUAGAGGAGUUUUUACAAGGUAUAAGAAGAGGAAACUUAGGUGAACUUUCAUCCGUUCAAUUAGGUUUAGUUAAUGAACUUCAUUGUAAAACAGUGAAAGAAGAAGAAAUGAUAUCCAACCGAUUGGAAGUAUUACAAGAAGAUAUUGGUGAACAACAACUUGCAUCGUUGAUCAACACUUCACAUGAUUGUGAAACUAAUGUGCAGGUAAUGAAUAAAGCAGUCGAUGAUCACGCGGCGGAGUUGGCGAGCAUUUGGGAAGAAGCUGAUAGAUUAAGAUUGAAGACAGUGAAGGAACUGAUACACAUAUUGACGCCACUACAAGCUGUUGAUUUUCUGGUUGCUGCUAAGAAACUUUAUCUGUCGAUGCAUGAAUGGGGCCAAACAAGAAGAGACAGCAAUCCUCAUCAUUUUGUUAGUAAUCCUCAUGAAUCUUAA
Molecule: messenger RNA, 765 nt
Organism: Papaver somniferum (opium poppy)
Lineage: Eukaryota; Viridiplantae; Streptophyta; Magnoliopsida; Ranunculales; Papaveraceae
Product: protein DOG1-like 2
Exons: 1
Coding region: 1-765 (254 amino acids)
Biological process (GO): DNA-templated transcription
Molecular function (GO): sequence-specific DNA binding
Source: RefSeq, a predicted model, not a curated record